CCCCCGUCGCCGGAAACUGCCGCCGUUUCGCUUUCGCCCUCCAUUUUAAGCCCCCCAACCCGCCUCCCUCGUCAUGCCAUCCUCAGAGCCCCACUCGCCACUCCCACCUGCCCGCCUCGCCUCCUCCCCACCAUCGCCGCCGCGAUGCCGCCGUCCCCUCCCGCUCCCCGGCUCCUCCUCCUGCUCGCGUUAUUGAUCGCGUGCGCCGCGUCGGGGGUCGGCUGCUCGGGCCCGCGGUUCGCGCAGCUCGACCGCCUCCGCGAGCUCCACCAGCGGGAGCGCCGGCCUGCGGCCGAGCAGGUGGACGCCGCGCGCGGGCUCCUCGCGCGCCUCCUCCCCUCUCACUCCGCCAGCUUCGAGUUCCGGGUCGUCUCCACGGAGCAAUGUGGUGGAAAGGCGUGUUUCAUCAUCAACAACCAUCCAUCGUUUGAUGGAGAAGGAACUCCCGAGAUAUUGAUACUUGGAGCAAGUGGGGUAGAAAUUUCUACUGGUCUUCAUUGGUAUUUGAAGAACUAUUGCGCGGCACAUAUAUCAUGGGCUAAAACUGGUGGUUCACAAUUAUCAUCUGUUCCAUAUCCUGGCUCACUACCUCGUGUUCCUGCUGGUGGCAUUUUGAUUCAAAGACCUGUUGACUGGAGCUACUACCAGAAUGCAGUUACAUCCAGUUAUUCUUUUGCUUGGUGGGAUUGGGAGCGCUGGGAGAAGGAGAUUGAUUGGAUGGCUCUUCAAGGAAUCAAUUUGCCUCUAGCUUUCACUGGGCAAGAGACUAUAUGGCAGAAGGUUUUUCAGAGGUACAACAUUAGUAAAUCUGAUUUGGACAAUUUCUUUGGUGGGCCGGCCUUUCUUUCAUGGUCUCGGAUGGCCAAUAUGCAUGGAUGGGGUGGGCCUCUUCCUCAGACUUGGCUUGAUGAUCAAUUAACUCUUCAGAAGAAAAUCCUUUCUAGGAUGUAUGCAUUUGGCAUGUCCCCAGUUCUUCCAGCCUUUUCUGGUAACAUCCCUGCUGCACUGAAGUUAAAAUUCCCCUCAGCUAAAGUCACCCACCUUGGAAACUGGUUCACAGUUGACAGCAACCCACGGUGGUGUUGCACAUAUCUUCUUGAUGCAUCCGAUCCCUUAUAUGUAGAAAUCGGGAAGUUGUUUAUAGAAGAACAAAUCAGAGAAUAUGGUAGGACAAGUCAUGUAUACAACUGUGAUACUUUUGAUGAGAACACCCCUCCAUUGAGUGAUCCAAACUAUAUUUCUUCCUUGGGUGCUGCGACAUUCAGGGCAAUGCAAAGUGGUGAUGAUGAUGCUAUUUGGUUAAUGCAAGGUUGGUUGUUUACUUACGAUCCUUUCUGGGAACCCCCACAAAUGAAGGCACUACUGCAUUCUGUUCCAGUUGGCCGAAUGAUUGUUCUCGAUCUGUAUGCUGAAGUAAAACCAGUAUGGAUCAAUUCUGAUCAGUUCUAUGGUGUUCCCUACAUCUGGUGCAUGCUUCAUAAUUUUGCUGCGGAUUUUGAAAUGUAUGGUGUCUUGGAUGCUGUUGCUUCUGGGCCUAUUGAUGCUCGACUAAGUGAAAAUUCCACGAUGGUUGGAGUUGGCAUGUCUAUGGAAGGUAUCGAGCAAAAUCCUAUCGUUUAUGAUCUUAUGUCAGAAAUGAGUUUUCAUCAGAGACAAGUGGAUCUUCAGGUAUGGGUUGAGACAUAUCCAACAAGAAGAUAUGGGAAAUCAGUUGUUGGGUUGCAAGAUGCUUGGCGAAUUUUGCACCAAACUCUAUACAACUGUACAGAUGGUAAAAAUGACAAAAACCGGGAUGUGAUAGUGGCGUUCCCAGAUGUUGAACCUUUUGUUAUUCAAACACCAGGAUUGUAUGCGAGAACUAGCAAAAAUUAUUCUACACUGGCAUUAGAGAAUUAUGUCGUGAAGGAUGCAUCCAAUGAUGCAUAUGAACAACCACAUAUAUGGUAUGAUACCGUUGCUGUUAUACAUGCCCUAGAGCUUUUCCUUGAAUAUGGAGAUGAGGUAUCUGACAGCAGCACCUUCAGAUAUGACCUCGUGGAUUUAACUCGCCAGGCUCUAGCCAAAUAUGCGAACCAAAUCUUUCUGAAGAUCAUCCAAGGCUACAAAUCAAACAACAUAAACCAAGUGACCACCCUGUGUGACCGCUUCCUAAACCUUGUUAAUGAUCUUGACAUGCUGCUAGCCUCUCACGAGGGAUUUCUGCUUGGGCCUUGGUUAGAAAGUGCGAAGGGCCUUGCACGAGACCACGAACAAGAGAUACAGUAUGAAUGGAAUGCCAGAACCCAGAUUACAAUGUGGUUUGACAACACCAAUACAAAAGCAAGCUUGCUACGCGACUACGCAAACAAGUACUGGAGCGGCCUGCUUCGGGACUACUACAGGCCAAGGGCCGCCAUCUACUUCAAGCACCUGAUAUCAAGCUUGAAGAAGAAUGAACCUUUUGCGUUGGAAGAAUGGAGGAGGGAGUGGAUUAGCCUCACCAACAACUGGCAGAGCGACAGGAAGGUCUUCGCGACCACAGCCACCGGAGACGCCCUAAACAUCUCCCGGACCCUGUACAUAAAGUACCUGCGCAACACCGAUGCACUUGGGCUAGAUGGUAUGGACUCGUUUGGAAAGCCUGCAAGCUUGUAAAUUUCAAGCUCCUGGGUAUGUUUCUCUAAGAAAUUUAUAGAAGAUCAGAUGGGAUGUUUUAGCUAGGGUUCAUCAAACAUUUGGGUGUUUGGGUCAGUGAUUUUUCACUCCAUGAUCCGAUUGCACGGUGAAACAUACCGUUAGCUUUGUGUUCGGUUUGGCUGGUAUGUAAUCAUGAAACUAGGAACCAAAUGCCAUCCCUGUUGUGACUUCAGGUGUGUUUGCAACAAAAUGUACCAUUCCCUCCGUUUCCGAAAUAAGUGUACAUGUAGACUCAUUUUUCUGAAUGAAUUUGUGGUAACCUGAA
This is a messenger RNA of Aegilops tauschii subsp. strangulata, 2941 nucleotides long. Lineage: Eukaryota; Viridiplantae; Streptophyta; Magnoliopsida; Poales; Poaceae. The record is from RefSeq and is a predicted model, not a curated record.